Molecule: messenger RNA, 5444 nt
Organism: Bombus pyrosoma
Lineage: Eukaryota; Metazoa; Arthropoda; Insecta; Hymenoptera; Apidae
Product: dual specificity tyrosine-phosphorylation-regulated kinase 2-like
Exons: 2
Coding region: 3057-5378 (773 amino acids)
Biological process (GO): peptidyl-threonine phosphorylation; peptidyl-serine phosphorylation
Cellular component (GO): nucleus
Molecular function (GO): ATP binding; protein serine/threonine/tyrosine kinase activity; protein serine/threonine kinase activity
Source: RefSeq, a predicted model, not a curated record
AAUGGGAACUAAAACGUGGAAGAGAUACCGAAUCAUCUAAAGUAACAGUCUAGUCUAUGUCCUCCCUCUGCUUUGAUAUAGGAAUACGUAUGGCCUGUGGACACCUGUGCGUGCGGCAAGCACCAACUGUCUGUAUACGUGAGAGUGCAUGCGUGGGUGUCGCAGCAGGCGUUUCUUUAUGAAUAGAGUAAUGGUGCUCCCGCCUUGAGUGGUUCGCGAAUCAGCGAGUGUGGAUUUCUCAGUGAAAAGUUGUGCCGGAAUUAAGUAAAAGAAUUUAGUGCUAUUAAAUGCAGUCUCAGCGUACCUAUCGUUCUUCGGAAUUGACUGUGCAACUUGCUUGGUACAGGCCGAACGUUCAGUACAAGGGAAAGGGAUAACAAAAACAUCUGUAUUCGAAAUAUAUAGAUAGAGAAGGUACACAGAAUCCACCAUAGAAAUGAUAGACAAUCGCAUCUCGAUAAUCGUAGAAAUCACGAUAGAGGGAUCUUUACCACCGGAAGCGUCAUGCUACGUCGUCUAACCGCCGAAGAUCCGCAAAAAUCUCUCCCGCGAGGUAUCGCUUUUAUUCUUCUUUCAAAACCGACAGCUAAAUACGCGAGAGAUCGUGCAUCAGCCAGUUAGUCUGGCCGUUCAUCCUUCUGCCUGGUCGUCUACCCCUUCUGAACCGUCCUGACACAACGUUUAACGGGGGUAUAAAAAGAAUAAACAUGGUGGCGGCGUGAGAGAGAUAGAUAACGAGAAUCGCGAGAAAGGAGAAGGACGGAGAAAGAGGAAGGGUGGGAGAGAGAGAGAGAAAGAAAGAGAAGUCAGCCAGCUAGCUAGCCAGCCAGCCAGUCAGUGUGCCAGAAGCGACGAACUUCGUUUCGUGCUUGCCUUUGUUUCGAUGAAAAAUAAUCUGUCGUUCCUGAACAUCCACCCAACUUUUGCAUUUAUUCAUUUAUUAUCGUCUUAACAAACGAGAACAAAGAGACGAAAGUAACAAGUUUCUCACGAUUAACGCUGAGAGAGGACGUUUCGCUUGUAAACAGUUAUCAAGGUGCGGCCACGUUCAUCGUAUUCGCGGUGUUUGCUUCGAUUUUCAUGCGUGCACGGGGUCCACGACCGAGCGUGUGAGAAAUUCAGCAUAUUGUCUGGCAACGCGGUGCGGCUCGAUUUCGAUUUUGCAGUGUCGUCGUAGGUGUGAUAAUAUGAUAUGUUGCAAUCGAAAAAAUUCGGCACGAUUUGAUGACGACGAACGUUCGCCGGAUUGCUAUCGCGAGGAAUUUUCGUUCGAAUUGAUAUAAUGUGAACGAUUUAGCUACGAACCACAGGGAAUGUCGACGCAUGUAAAUAGAACACGUUCGUCCGUGAUUAUACGAAUAAUUAACUGCCCGAGAAGACUUGAGAAGCUGUACUUUCCUAAUUAAAAUCCGUCAAUAAAAUUCUGCUGCUAGAAAAGAUAUUCAUCGUGUACGACGUUCAUGACCAUCGAAUGACUUUCCAUCGAUUAUCAACGAUCAUUCGACGAGGACGAUUUACUUUUAGAAUUCUCUUCGCGACAAAUCGUUCGAAUCGAAUCGUAUAUGGCUGUUCUGAUUAACGGUUAUUACGCUUCAAGAAAGGUGAAUCUCGUCGAGAGUGAACAUCCAUUGUACGAAAAACGACAAUGUUGUUACUUUGACAGAGCUUGACGUACGUUCUAUUCGAAAGUUUGUCGGUUGAAGAAACUCGAAAAAAAAAGGAGAAAGAGGAAAAGGAAAAAAGAAAAUAUUCAAUGGAGCGAAGUCGUUCGUGUUGGCCGGCCUGGUGCCAAUAACCUCCAGUCAGAGAGGUGGUAGACAGUUUUCGCACGAUGCGUUUGCCCUCGUGCUUGAUAGAUUAUAAAAUUAGACGUUCGAAACUUCGUACGAAGGUAAAAGGAGCAUCGCGUCGUUCCAAUGCGGUAAAGAAGGUGGAGACACUGGCUGGUGAUAACGAGCGAAGGGUCAAGCGACGAAGGGAAUUAAUACAAGUCGGAUGAAUAAUUCUAAGGGGGGUAGACAGCUGUGCAUGGUAGUCAGAAGUGACGUCAGUCGUGUUGGGUUCAUAGUUCCUCUUAUUUUCAUCGUUCGAAGCCGCGUACAGAGGCCGUGCACGAAGGGGUGACAACGAAAGCGGCGAAUACGCGAAAUAAAGAAAGAAAGAAAGAAUAUACCCGUCGACGACCACGUUGAGCUUUUUUAACGAUCGAAGAUCGUCGCUCGCGCUCGCUGCAACAAGAAGAAUCAUCACAAUUUCUAGUCCGCUGCAUUUACAUCGAGAAGUCUUUUUUUUUCUUCUUUCCUUUCUCGACGAAAUAUUUUUAGACGAUCGAUUGUAUUUCAAGCCGCACGUGCGACCGCUUCAUCGGCAUCAGGGAUCGAAUCUUAUUCGACACGCUUUUCUAAAGAAUUAAUGCGCAUUUAUCGAGCACGCAUCGCAGUUUGUUCGUAAUAUACUUCGUAAAGUCUUAGGAGAGUUAAUUAAUAAUUUCAAGGUUCACUAAAUAGUCGUCGAGGAGACAAAGUAUAGAAAGAAAAGGAGAAGCAUUUUGCACGUUUCAUUUCAGCAGACACCGAGAACGAGACUGAAAUUCAAAUCGCAUUAAAUCCUUUAGUUGAUUAAUUUAUUCGAGGCGAACUAACUUACAUGAAAAGCUAGUUAACGAGAUCGGCAGAUUGACUAGAUUUACUCCUAUAUUAUACAUAUAUAUUGUAUACAAAUAUAAAAUAAACUGACGUAGACCUGCGAACUCUGCAAAACGGGAAGGAAGAUUGAAGUAAGGUGAGCAAUAACAAUCGCGUUUAAUUAGUGUAUUAAUCUCAACGAACCAAUAUGUUUUUUAUCCAAACGACAAUACAUCGUGACACGUUAGAACAGAUAAUAAUAGCCGAAAUCACGAGAGAAAGAAGACCUUAGAGAAAGAAGACACCUUAUCGAUCCGUAUCGGGGUACGAGUAAUCAUCCAAUGAUUGCUUGUUUCAUUUCCUUCGAUAAACGACCCGUUGGUCUGCCCGGGACGAAACACACGCUCGAACAUCAUCGUCAAAUGGACACAAAUGACUAGCUUAACGUUAUCUUCGAGCACGUUCGAGAUGCCCCGGUCUAGACCAAAACUGUUCGUACCCGCGAACGCGAUCUCAACGCAGACUUUCACCGCUUCGGCGAGCGAAAGCAAUCAUCUACCACCCCUGAAGAGUAACACGUUAGCUUUGAAGCAGUCUGCCAGUGAAUCGUCGCCUAGUUACUUGACCCGCACCAGUCACAUGGCUGGUACUCAUCUGCCGAGCUUAAGUUCCAGCGCUAACAACAGCCUGCUCAGCCUGACCGGGAACUCGGAAAGUUUAAACUUGAGCCUGAGCUCGCACACAAGCCACAACUCGAGCCACAAUUCGAGUCACAAUUCGAGUCAUAAUUCGAGUCACAAUAAUUCCAGUCAUAACUUCACUCAUAAUUCCAGUCAUAAUUUCAGUCACACCACCACCACCACCACCACUACAGCUCACGAGUCUCAGCAUACGCAGUCAAACAGUCAAUCGAGCACCGCGUUGGUGGUGAAGAAUGGAUGUUCGAACGGAAGUUCCUGCGGCAGUGGUAUACGUAAGCCGAAGACGAUUACCGCCACGCCCGAUGUCGUGCUGAAGAUUUACGUGGAUAAGCUGACGCCUUACGAACACCACGAGAUCUUUAAUUAUCGGCAUAUAUACUUUAUCGGGGCGAACGCGAAGAAGAGGCCGGGGAUAAUCGGUCGGCCUCACAACAACGGCUACGACAACGAACAUGGUUCCUAUAUCCACGUGACUCACGAUCACGUGGCCUACAGGUACGAGGUGCUGAAGGUGAUCGGUAAAGGGUCGUUCGGUCAGGUUGUGAAAGCGUACGAUCACAAGAAACAGGAGCACGUUGCCCUGAAGAUGGUCAGGAACGAGAAAAGGUUCCAUCGUCAGGCACAGGAAGAAGUGAAGAUAUUGAGGAAGCUACGCGAACAAGAUAAGGACGAUACGAUGAAUAUCAUUCACAUGUUCGAUUCGUUUACGUUCCGUAACCACAUGUGCAUCACCUUCGAAUUGCUCAGUAUUAACCUGUACGAGCUGAUCAAGAAGAACAAGUUCCUGGGCUUCAGUAUGCAGCUCGUGAAGAAGUUCGCGCACUCGCUGCUACAGUGCCUCGACGCUCUUUACAAGAACAGGAUCAUUCAUUGCGACAUGAAGCCGGAGAAUGUUCUUUUGAAACAGCAGGGACGCAGUGGUAUCAAGGUGAUAGACUUUGGUUCGAGCUGCUACGAGAACCAACGCGUCUACACGUACAUUCAAAGUCGCUUCUAUCGCGCUCCGGAGGUGAUCCUUGGCGCUAAGUACGGUAUGCCGAUCGACAUGUGGAGCCUCGGUUGUAUCCUGGUGGAGCUGGUUACCGGUUUCCCAUUGCUACCAGGCGAAGACGAGGCGGACCAACUAGCCUGUAUCAUCGAGUUGCUAGGCAUGCCACCGCCUCAGCUGUUAGAAUCGGCGAAACGGCGCAGGCAGUUCAUCAGUUCGAAGGGUUAUCCGCGCUAUUGCACCGUUAUAACGAUGUCCGACGGAUCGAUCGUAUUGAACGGUGGUUUCUCCAGGAAAGGCAAAGACCGUGGCCCACCGGGUUCCAGGAAUUUGAGACAGGUGUUGAAAAAUUGCGAUGACCCGUAUUUCCUGGAUUUCAUUCAUCGUUGUCUCAAAUGGGACCCGGAACAACGGCUGACACCUGGCAAAGCGUUGAAACACAUAUGGCUGCGUCGCAGGUUACCAGAGCUUCCAGAGAAAACGAACGACGCUCUGCCAGCGUUGCCGGCAGCCUCUGCGCCGCCUACCUCCGCUUCCGGCCUUCGUACUUCCGCGUCCGGUAGGAAGAGCUCGACCAAGUCGAACACCCUGCAGACCAACAAUACGGAGAACACGAACAAGGUGAAACAGUUGAACGACAUCUUCCAUACAAUGUCUACCAUUUAUUCGGCGCUGCAACGUAACGACGGUGCAAGAGGAAGAACAAAAGGUCAACCGGUAGCAACGAAUCAUCAGGCGGCAACCGUCAGCAGUCAUCCAUCUUUGAACUCUAUUAGUGGUGACGCUAGUAGUAGUGGCGGUGGUGGUGGUGAUGGUAGCAGCAGUAGCACUAGUGGUGGUCAACAGCAACAGCCGCAGCCGCAGCAACAGCAGCAAGCACAGCCACAGCAGCAGCAGCAACAACAGCAGCAGCAUAGUCACCAAUUGCAAGGAAAACAACAGCACAACAAUGGUUCGCACGGAUCUCACGCUUCUCAAGGAUCCCAUGGUUCUCAUGGAUCACACGGAUCCAACGGAUGGAGCAUAUCGUUCUUCGAGUGGCUGGAAACGGUGGACAAUGAUUAGCAAGGACAUUCUCGAGGAACCGAAACGAUUCAUAAGAAAUACGAGGUCAGCCUUACUACCUUUUUC